AAAUGACGAAUUGCGGAAGAGAGUGUUACUGCUUGAGGACCAAUUGGAGGACCGUGAUGUGCAUGACGUAACGCAACGGUUCCAGGAAGGCGUGGAUAUUGGGAGUAGUGGUGUGGUUAAUGUGGGGAACGAUGGAUGUGAUGGUGUUAUGUUCUGUGAUGUGUCACCUUUGCGUAUAUUACCACAGCAUGGACGCAGUGGUGACGAGGGGGGGUGGACAAUGUGGCGGAGUGCAGACCAGGGAUGCUGCGUGGUCAUUAUGGUAGCAGUAGUUCUGCUGCUGAAGGUGAAGGCUUGACUAGUGAUGUUGAAUGUGUUGCAGGAUUGGGUUAUGUAAAUUCAUAUGUGCGUAAAAUCAAGAACAAAGUUAGAAGGGAGCGAAAAAUGCCUGAGUUUGAUUACCCACUGUUGGUUGGACGUACUAAGAAGACAGUCGGAAACAAUUGUGACGCAGUGGAUGACAGCAAACAUGACGUGCAUAAUGCAAUUAUUGACGUCGAAGCGGUGGUGUUACCUGAGAAAAAAUGGUCUGGGUUUGAUUUGAAUAACCGGUUGGGGGUUUGGAAGAUGAUGACAAUGGAUGAGAAGGCCAGAAUCACCAAAGCAUAUGAGCGGCAUGGUGAUGGGGCGGUCAUGUGGGAAGACAAUAUGAAUGGCGUUGUGGUUUAUUUCAGUGAUGUGAAAAGCCUUGUACGACAGAGCUCCAUGCGUGGGAAUGUUGUUGAUGCGUACGUGGAGUUGUUGAAGACCGACCAGUUGAGGAUGUAUGGUGACAAUGAGUUGGUGGACAAGUCAUAUUUUUUCAGUAGUGUGUGCCUGGACGUGGUGAAAAGUAAUGACGUGCGUUCAAUAGGAAAUUAUAUCCGGAAGAAUGUGUCUGCAGGGAGCGAGUUUCGUUUCAUCCAUUUUCCUAUGUAUCAUCUUGGCCACUGGACGCUUGUAGUAUAUGAUACUGAAGAUGGUAGUUGGAAGCAUUACAACCUGAUGAGGCAACGUGGGAAUAGGACAGAUGUGCACCACACCGAAGCUGUUAUGUUGCUUGAUUAUGGGGUGAUAGUGUGUACUAUAAUGCAACAAUACGUGUAUCAUGGCGAUGUGGAGCGAACAUUGCAAGGUUUAGAAAAUGUUGGACAUAUUUUUUGUGGGUAUUACGUACUAGUCGUUGUGGAUAACGCUUUACGCAUUUUGAAUGGAAAGUAUGGUAUGAUUUGCAGUAUGAUUUUGAGAAUGUGUGCCGUUGAUGUGCACGUAGUAAUAGAAGUUGGGUCUCGAAAAUUGAAAGAUAUUGAUGUAUAG
Molecule: messenger RNA, 1296 nt
Organism: Camellia sinensis
Lineage: Eukaryota; Viridiplantae; Streptophyta; Magnoliopsida; Ericales; Theaceae
Source: RefSeq, a predicted model, not a curated record